AUGAAGAUCAUUUCUUGGAAUUGCAGGGGCAUUGUCAACAGACGUGUUAGGAACCAUGUUAAGCAGCUUCUGACCACGUCCAAGGCUGAUGUCAUUUGCCUCUUAGAAAUUAAAUCUUCUAAAGCGGAGAACAUGGUUAAUCUUGCUUUUAAGUUGGGUUUUAAUAAUCACUUUCUGGUGGACCCUCUUGGUUUUGCGGGGGGGCUUUUGUUGUUCUGGAAGCAGUGUCAGAUUGACCUCGAGGUUAUUGGACACAAUUCCCAGGCCAUUCACACCAAAGUGGAUAGGUGGCCUGGGGUCUGUUUCUUUACUUUUGCAUAUGUUAGACCUAACCUUCAAGCUAAGUGCAGGUUCUGGGAUUAUUGUAAGUCGCUUGCCAACACCACUCAAGCUCCCUGGUGUGUGCUAGGGGACUUUAACGACAUUGCUAGUAGUGAAGAACAAUGGGGCAGUGAUUCUGCUAAUCCUAAUCAGAUUCAAAGGUUCAUUGAUGCUUUUGGUGAUUGCAAUCUGAUUGACCGAGGUGCUGCAGGGUCUAACUUCACAUGGUACCGUUAUGUGGGGAACCAGGUGACACAGAUGAGAAGGCUUGACAGGGUGCUCUGGAAUAUGAAUGCUCAAUUAGCUUUCCCUGAAGCGAAGGUUGCCGUCCUUCCUCGGCUCCACUCUGACCAUAGUCCUAUUAUGUUUAUAGAGGAAGCAGGUAGCCCUCCUGAGAGGAGCCUUAGACCUUUCCGUUUCGAGGCGGCUUGGCUCACAAGGGAAGAUUAUAAUUCCAUUUAG
This is a messenger RNA of Ipomoea triloba (trilobed morning glory), 783 nucleotides long. RefSeq lists its product as uncharacterized. The coding region runs from base 1 to 783 and encodes 260 amino acids. Gene Ontology annotation, molecular function: catalytic activity. The record is from RefSeq and is a predicted model, not a curated record. Lineage: Eukaryota; Viridiplantae; Streptophyta; Magnoliopsida; Solanales; Convolvulaceae. The transcript has a single exon.